Molecule: messenger RNA, 1379 nt
Organism: Solenopsis invicta (red fire ant)
Lineage: Eukaryota; Metazoa; Arthropoda; Insecta; Hymenoptera; Formicidae
Gene: Spt3
Product: exosome complex component CSL4
Exons: 6
Coding region: 281-1210 (309 amino acids)
Biological process (GO): transcription by RNA polymerase II; RNA processing
Cellular component (GO): nuclear exosome (RNase complex); cytoplasm
Molecular function (GO): RNA binding; protein heterodimerization activity; transcription coactivator activity
Source: RefSeq, a predicted model, not a curated record
UUUUAUAUGUAAGGCAUUUUUUUUAAUUCAUUGAUCAAUUUAUCUAUCAUCACCUCAUCACUUAUAUCCUUUCUUUUUCCUUCUUAUUCAUGGUGCUCACUACCCCUCGUGACAUGCCAUGGCCAGUGGCAGUGGAUGGCAGCACUGCCAGUAGUGCCAGUGUUUUAAUGGUGUUUUAAUGUAAAUAUUUAGUGGGUCCAUAAAUGCUUGUGUAUUUCUAUUCAAAUAAUUUGUAUUAUACGUUGUCAGUUGAUAAAAAUAGUGACACAAAUAAGUAAAAAUGGCAGAAACGUCAUUUUUGAAACCUCCAGACACAGAAUCACUGAAUUACACUCAAGAAAUUCGACAGAUGAUGCAUGGGUUUGGUGACAGCAGUGAACCAUUGUAUGAAUCAGCAAAGAUCAUAGAAGAUGUUGUGCUGCAACAAAUGAAAACAAUUGUCAAGAAAGCUUGUGAAAUUGCAGACAGAGACGCCAGUUCAAAGAAAAUCAAUAUCAUUAAUGGAGAGGACCUUCUCUUUCUAAUGCGUAAAGAUAAGGUCAAGCUUCAACGUAUUAUGAAAUAUCUUCAACUCAAAGAAUUAGGAUCCUCGGUUCAAAAACUUAUUAACUCGAAUGAUUCACCGCAUAAUGUCACGGAAACUGAAAAAGUAGACGGUACUUCGAAAAAAAUGCCAUUUCAGAAUUUUCUGGAACAGAUUGACAACACAGGUGAACUUCUGGAAAAUUCAGCCUCCAUGGACGAAGUUAAACGACGUAGAUGCAUCCGUGCGGACAUCGCAUCGAGGUCCAUGGAUGAGACGCAUUACAUGAAAUUCAGCAAGGCGCGUCGCGUAUCCUUCGCAAACAAAAAUCGCCACAAAUUUAGCGAUUGGAUUUGCUUGGAUGGUGACAUGACUAUGUCGAAGCAAGCAUACACAAUUUUAUCUUACCUUGCGUACGAAACGGUUGCUCAAAUUGUUGAUCUCGCCUUCUUAGUUCGGCAAGAUCAGGGUAAAAUGCACGGCGAUGCUAUAGAUCGGCAACGAUUCAAUUAUGUCAAUCCAUACACAUUUAAGCGCUAUCACAGCAAGAAUUUUGUAAUGAAAGCAUUAACUCCUUCGGAGAUAACUGAAGCCCUCAGGAGAUAUUGGUCUCCACAGCUAGAUAUGACAGGCCCGUUUAAUCGAUGGUCUAUGAGAAAACCACAUUUGAAACUCCUUUCGUGUUAAAUGUAAAGGUCUGAAGAAGGCUUUCUACUUAGGAUUGGACUGGACCCACCACCAAUAUUUCGUAUGAGAUUCCUCAGCGUCUUUGGAUUUUCCAGUAACGGCGACUCUCUAUUAUUUAUAAAUAUCAAUAAUAUUAUUAAAAUAUAAAAUCUUUUUUUACAUAAGCUAA